AGACCCGUCAUAUUGGUGGGUCUCGCCGCCACCUGGGUUGCCGGCAUGCUGUUCGCGUCCGCGGAGCACCUGCUGCCCGAGGGGAAGGCCAUCAUGUUUGCGGCCCCAAUGUAUUGGGUGAUGGACGUGACCAUCAACAUUCUGCAGACCCCGCACCGUGCUUUGGUGGCCGACAUGGCUUCCAGCGAGCAGCAGGUGCCCAUGCAGGUCGUCUUCGUCUGCCUGAUGGCCAUCGGCAACUUCAUUGCGUUUUCCAUCAUGCAGAUCUAUGACGUGACCGUGGAGCACAUGUUCGAGCUGAUGCUGCUCGUGUGCGUCCUCAACACUGCCGCUGUUGGCAUCCAGUUCCUGGUGGCCACGGAGACGCCCCUUGCCCAAGACCCAGACAAGGAGGGCGCUGGAGCGUGCGCACCGGUGGUCGACGUGGCGAAGGCGGUGAGGGGCAGCCCGAGGAUUCUCUACCACCUGGCCUUCGUACAGUGCCUGGUUUGGGUCGGGCUUACCUCGUGGAACCUCUAUGCCGGGCAGUGGUUUGGCGUGUCGGUGUACGGGGGCGACGAGACGGCCCCGCAGGGCUCCCCAGAGCACGACGCCUACGCUAGGGGCGAGGCGCAGUUCGCACAGGGGGGCCAGUGCAAGGCCGUCCUUGGGCUCGUGUCCUCCCUGAUGAUCAUCAUGGUCCUCCUGCACACCAAGAUCCCCCCGAGGCUGGUGUACGCCCCGUGCAUCUUCGGCGGCGCCGUUGUGGCGGUGCUGGCCGCCUUCUUCGUUCAGCAGAACGGCCUCUUCGCGCUCGUCUGCAUGGCGUUCUCGGUUCUGCCAGAGGUGGGAUCGUUUGCCAUCCCUUUCGGCCUUAUCGCGGUCCUCAACAAGCGCGCAGAGCAGGAGGGGAAGCAGGUUAGCACGGCUCUGCAGAUGGCACUCCUCAACUGUUGCAUCACUGUGGGCCAGCAGGUGUGCACUACGAUUCUAGCCUGCGUCGAGGGCCAGAUGUCGCUUGCGCAGGCGCUGCCAGUGACGUUCAUGGUGGCGGCGGCCGCACAGGCGGUAGGCGGCAUGAGCGCCCUCUUUCUCGACGACAGCGUCGGGGAGCCUGAGGUGGGCGACGAGGAGCCACUUUAACAGCGGCGCGCUCAGGAGUAAUUCAUCGAAAACUGCCAGAGCCAUGACUCGGUGCCCACGGCACGGUGGCGGAUCAGGCCCGGGGCAGAGCGCCUGGGGGACGACGGGGAGGCUCGUGCAGUGGCACCAGACGCGGGCGCGCGGGGCCGUAGGCUCUGCUGGCCGCAGCCGCGGCUUGCCCCGCCUCUGCGCGGGCGGUUUGGUGGGCCAUCUGCCGGCGUUCCGAGCAGUCCCCGGGGGCUCUCGGUGGGUAUUUUGUGGGAGGGAGGCGCGGCAACAGGAG
Molecule: messenger RNA, 1405 nt
Organism: Prorocentrum cordatum
Lineage: Eukaryota; Dinophyceae; Prorocentrales; Prorocentraceae
Source: the annotation of a GenBank genome assembly